CACCCGCAUACCGACAGCUCAAAGUCAGAGGUUACUUAGUAGUUGUCCAGUCUCCAGAAGAUAUUCAGCGCAAAGUCAUUGGUAACUUAGUAGUUGUCCAGUCACUCGUAGACCGACAGCUCAAAGUCAGAGAUUACUUAGUAGUUGUCCAGUCUUCAGAAGACAGUCAGAUUAAAGUCAGUGCUCACUUAAUAGUUGUCCAUUGACCAGCUGACAGUCAUUUCUGAGCCAGCAGUGAGAAAGAGACACGUGUCCACCAAUUACUGACCAGCCCAUCGUCAGCAGACAGUAGAAGCGAGUGGUCCCCACCACAUUCUAUAUCUACCCACGAUCUCUCAAAUCACCACACACUGCCGUUUACUUUGCUGAGAUUCGGACGUCUUGAGAAGAAACUCCAGCAGCAGCGUGCAUGUGCGUAGAGUUGAGCAGGGAGAGAGUUCACGAUGUGUAAGAUUCCGAAAUGGCUGCUCCAAAAGGAGUGGCUAACCCGAAGCGACCUAGUCAAACUGGCGGAGACCAGUGGCUCGUCGCUUGAGGCGGUCUUAGCCAUCGACCACAGCAUCGACCUACAACACACCUAUAGGUUUCGGUGCACAUUUUGCCCGCGCCUGUGCGACAGAGAGGUCAAGGAGUACCGGAAGGAGGAUCUGGCCAGGCAGACAAUGAGGGCUCACCUCCUUGACCACAUCAAGAAUUUUGCUGCGACUGUGCCCCAGGAGGACCAAGAAGAUUUUCUCACAAGAAAUCAAAUGUGGCGUGAGAAAAAGACAGGAUCGAAAGCCCCAGCAUCGAAGAAUGAAACCUCGGCCAAGCUAGCCAGAGGAGCCAAAAGACAGUCCAUCGACGGCGGAUCAACGAGCUCGGAAACUGCUGGGAGUGCCAGCCCCCAAGAAAGCAAGAAGCCGAAACGCCAGGUGAAGCGAUCCACCAAAUCUGCCCCCAAGCUGAACGGACGGCCACAGCCUUUGGAAGACGCAGAGAGCCGCGACGAUGAGGAGGAAAGUGAUGAUGAAGAAUAUGUUGAGACAGUUUCUGCCCGAGCUGCAAAGAAAAGGAAAGCCACCAGACAGAAGACGUCUUUGAAGAAGGUUGGCGGGAAGAAAUGUAAGGUGGAGGCUGCUCUGAUGGAGACUCAUGAGGAGGAGGAGGAGGAGGAGGAGCUGUCCGUAAGUGAAAACUCGAAAGACUUGAAUUGGAGUCCAGAUGAAUCAUCUAACGAAGCGAGCACCGCAACACAGACAGAGACAAGGGGGAAGAAGAAGGAACCCAGUUUACCACCAACUUUUCAGUACAAAGUAGCCACCAUGCUGUUUGCUACCAAAUGCUCGGAGUUUAGCGAGUUGGAGAAGACGCUGGACGGUGUUCUGAAGAAAGAGGGAGUGAAGAAACAGUUUCCUGGAGAAACUCUCUCACAUGAAGACAGAGUGAACAUCUUGGGCGGAAUGGCCCAGCUCAUGGAGGCAUGUGCAAUCAACGAGCAGGAAGUUGCUGCGCGCUUGAAGCAAUUGACGCCCUUAACAGAGCAGGAGAGAACGACUCUGAGCUCCUUGACGCCCGAGCAGUGGAAGACCUUGAGGAACGGCAAGGAUCUGGAGUCGCAGACGCGUCUGAAGGUGAGUUACAUUUUCUGGGACAAAUCACAGGGCAGAAUCCGUUUGUGGAAGUGCACUCGAUGUGAGGCAUCAGGGGUACAGGAGAAAGAUUUGACCUUCACCCGCAAACAUUCCCUACAGUACCACAUCUUGAACGAGAUUGGGAUCCCACGAUACCGCUGCCCAGAGCCAGGUUGCCCUAAGAUGCACAACCACACACACCACGGCCAGAGCCAUGUCCGUCAGCACACUGGGGAGAAGAAGUAUAAAUGCCAGGUGGACGAUUGUGCGGCAGCGUUCACCAAUCGCAACACAUAUAGCAGGCACCUGCUGAACAUUCACAAUUAUGUGCUGCAACGGAACAAUGAAAUGAUUCAGAUAUCUCCUGAAUCAGCCCAAGAAAAAAUUCGUGAAGCCCAGUCAAAGGCCAAGACUAGGAAUAAGAUCAAGAGACAGAUGGGAAGUAACGUUGCGAUGAACAGCGUUGAAAUGAAGCAGGAAGGCAGAUCUGACAGUUCCGACAGUUGUGUGAGCCAGGUGCCAUCCACUGGUGAGCCAACUAGGCAGGAGGACAGUUCCGACAGUUGUGUUAGCCAGGUGCCAUCCACUGGUGAGCCAACUAGGCAGGAGGACAGUUCCGACAGUAGUGUGAGCCAGGUGCCAGGUGACGAACCAAUGAUCAAGGAGAGACAUCCUGCACAGGUUUCAACAGACAACCCAGGCACUUCCAAGCUGUUUCACGUCUUCCAAAAAUAUGAGAAGGAAGUUUUGCAGAAAAAUGAAAAAGCACCCCCUCGUCCAUAUAAACAUCCGACCACAGAACAUCCGUCCACAGAACAUCCGACCACAGAACAUCUGUCCACAGAACAUCUGUCCACAGAACAUCCGACCACAGAACAUCCGUCCACAGAACAUCCGACCACAGAACAUCUGUCCACAGAACAUCCGACCACAGAACAUCCGCCCACAGGACAUCUGACCACAGGACAUCUGACCACAGAACAUCUGUCCACAGAACAUCCGACCACAGAACAUCCGCCCACAGAACAUCCGUCCACAGAACAUCCGCCCACAGAACAUCUGACUGCUGCACCCAAGCACCUCAAGGUUAGCUAUAAGGAGAAUAAAGAAAUGCAAUGUGCAGACGCAGGUCCGUGCUUUGAACCGAAUUGCACACAGAGAGGUGUGGAGGAGACGGAGGGUGACAAGACAGUGUUUCAGCCACCAGUUACUGAAGCCAAAGUGUUGGUCGCUCGGCCAGACAACAUUCAGUCAUCACAUGGGACGUCACAAGGAACGUCGGCCACACGUGUGUCCGACCUAUACAGCACACACUCGGCACUUAUGGUACCCGCCCCCGAGUCUACCUAUGUGUACGACUCAUCCCCUUCACAGCUGCAGUGCAAGUUUGUAGAUUUCCGCCACAAGACCGCCGAGACUCCUCCACGUGAGUCUCAAAAAGUACUCGCUGUGCUGGCUAGCUUGGUGCUAGUCCCAAAUCUGAUGGUAUAA
This is a messenger RNA of Aplysia californica (California sea hare), 3104 nucleotides long. RefSeq lists its product as uncharacterized. Gene Ontology annotation, cellular component: nucleus. Gene Ontology annotation, molecular function: RNA polymerase II cis-regulatory region sequence-specific DNA binding; DNA-binding transcription factor activity, RNA polymerase II-specific. The transcript has 14 exons. Lineage: Eukaryota; Metazoa; Mollusca; Gastropoda; Aplysiida; Aplysiidae. The record is from RefSeq and is a predicted model, not a curated record. The coding region runs from base 444 to 3104 and encodes 886 amino acids. Gene Ontology annotation, biological process: regulation of transcription by RNA polymerase II.